Synchiropus splendidus (mandarinfish) is the source of this 2344-nucleotide messenger RNA. RefSeq names its product microtubule-associated protein RP/EB family member 1-like. Gene Ontology annotation, molecular function: microtubule plus-end binding. Lineage: Eukaryota; Metazoa; Chordata; Actinopteri; Syngnathiformes; Callionymidae. The transcript has 7 exons. Gene Ontology annotation, biological process: regulation of microtubule polymerization or depolymerization; protein localization to microtubule plus-end; spindle assembly. The coding region runs from base 181 to 954 and encodes 257 amino acids. The record is from RefSeq and is a predicted model, not a curated record. Gene Ontology annotation, cellular component: microtubule plus-end; cytoplasmic microtubule; spindle midzone.
AGCAUCAUCACGCUAGGCGUUUCCCGGCUAACGACGUCAUAAAAUCAGUUCUUCCGCUGUCGGGAAAGAAGCGUGAACUGUCGACGAGACUCACGAAAGCAGAAGUGCCUACUCCCUUUUAUGUCACAGCUCUCUCAGUCGUCGAAGAUUAGACUGCGACUCGACUCCAGGUGACCCGCCAUGGCUGUGAACGUCUUCUCUACAUCGGUGACCAGUGACAAUCUGAGCCGUCAUGACAUGCUAGUUUGGAUCAAUGAUUCUCUCCAGUUGAACCUCACCAAGAUAGAAAUGUUGUGCACAGGCUCUGUCUACUGCCAGUUUAUGGACAUGCUGUUUCUCAAUUCUCUGCCUUUGAAAAAAGUCAAAUUUGGUGCCAAACUAGAGCAUGAAUAUAUCCACAAUUUCAAGCUCCUGCAAGUGUCCUUCAAGAAGAUGGGAGUCGAUAAGGUCAUCCCAGUGGACAAGCUGGUGAAGGGAAAGUUCCAAGACAACUUUGAGUUCGUCCAGUGGUUCAAGAAGUUCUUUGAUGCCAACUACAAUGGGGGUGAGUAUGACCCUGUGGCAGCACGGCAGGGUCAGGACACCACGUCCCCUGCUCCCGCUGCCAUGUCCGCCCUCAACAAGCCGCCCAAGAAGAUCCUCAAUCAAGCUCCGCAGCGCCCCCCGGUGGCCAAGGUAGCCCCCAAGAUCGCUGCGGUCAGUGCUCGGAAGGCAGCAGGGACCACAGACGACGAGAGGGAGGAGCUGGUGAACAAGCUGGAGAUCCUCAAAUCAGCAGUUGAGGACAUGGAGAAGGAGAGGGACUUCUAUUUCGGCAAGCUGCGGAACAUUGAGCUGAUUUGCCAGGAGAGGGAAGGAGAGGAAGACCCCACCAUCCAGAGGAUCGUGGAAGUCCUCUACGCCACAGACGAGGGUUUUGUGUUGCCAACCAAUGAGGAGGAGGAGACCUUUUAAUACUGAAGACUGCAAGGGACUUCGCUGAGACUGCAUUUUCAGAGCCUGUCUGUCUCUCCGAAGCUCCGCCCUUCCCUGAUCCAACAUGGCCUCAGUAUGUAUGCGUGUGUGUCGGGGCAUUUCCUCUUUCAUCAGUCCUCACCUGUACAUGAGACGAUCCCAGAACCCAAACGGCUGCAGCUUCCGUCGGAUCAACAUGUUCACUGCCUCUUCUUCCUGUAAAGGUGCCAAGGCCGCGCGCACCCCACCUCCUCCCCCUCCUCAAGACCAGAUCCAGUUGAGUGGGGGUCUGUUUGGGGUGAAAGUGUGUGUGACACAGCAGUGUUCUCUUCAUGUGUGUGUGUGGUUGUGUAAAAUUGAUCUGAAGUCGUAUAUUGAAGAACCUUCUUGACUGUCACCCCCAUCAGCGACAGUCAUUUUUGGCCUCUUUUAUUCACCCCCGCCGUUUUUAUACCCAUAAUGCGCUUACUUUGUCUCGGGGGCUAAUGGUCACCUUGUGGUCCAGGUGUGGACAUUAGCUUGCCGGAGUGUGCCGUUUUGAUUGGUGGAAUGUUUAUUAGUGUUUGACAGCACAUUUUGAGCUGCAGCCAACCGACAGGAGCCUUUUGUUUUUGCUUGUGAUCCCUGCGUGUGUCUUCAUGUACCUUCACACCCCCACGUCUGAUGCGAUGAAGAUGGAUGUUACAAACAUCCCUGACCAUUCAAACACUGUGAGCUCAGCCUGGCUGAUCAGUUGGUUCACAAUCCCAUCGUCCACAGUCCGACCAGGCUUUUGAGUCACUGCAUGUGAAUGUUCACUUGAAAUGAACCCAACCUCCUGUCACUGAAACCUGUCAGAAUACAUUCAUGAAUGGCCUUAGAUUAUUAUUUUUUUCUCUUCCUGUAAUCUUUUAUUGUCUCUGUCUGCUGUUUUAGGCAAAUGUUUGUUCUGUUACAUAUAUCAUAUUUUAAUUGUCAUCGGAUAAUAAAGUUAACUGAAUGAUGCUUGGGACAGUAACUCUGAUCUGUCGACUGCUCUGUGGGAGGAUGGCGUGAUCUGAACUCACUGAUCAUCUGUUAAAAUCUGUCACGUUGUGCUGAGUGUAAUGACCUUUCCAACCAAACCUUUAAAACUCAAGCUAGGAUGGUACUCGGCACGUGAGCUGCUGAUCUAGUGAGGGCCUCACUGAAGCAGAUGUGCCUCCGUUUACUGUGCUCCGCGGUGAGUUGAUGCCUUCCUUGACACCAAAUGUGUCAGGUUCUAUCUUUGUUUUAUGAGUAAAUAUGCAGUUGUUGUUGUCACACCUUCAUAUGCAGUGUUGGAGAUCAAAGUCUUCUCUGGACUCCAGCAUGUUUUUCCACUCGCUGUAGCAUGAGUCGCUUUAAAUCAGACCUCAGGGUUUUUGAGGAU